Molecule: messenger RNA, 1500 nt
Organism: Penicillium bovifimosum
Lineage: Eukaryota; Fungi; Ascomycota; Eurotiomycetes; Eurotiales; Aspergillaceae
Product: HesA/MoeB/ThiF family protein
Exons: 3
Coding region: 1-1500 (499 amino acids)
Biological process (GO): tRNA wobble position uridine thiolation; protein urmylation
Cellular component (GO): cytosol; cytoplasm
Molecular function (GO): thiosulfate-cyanide sulfurtransferase activity; URM1 activating enzyme activity; adenylyltransferase activity
Source: RefSeq, a predicted model, not a curated record
AUGGGAUCUCUGGAAGAAACGUGCGCUUCUUUGCGCGCCCAGAUCACUGCAACUGAAGCACAGCUUGCAGGUCUGAAACACGAUCUCGCCAACGCCGAGCAAGCAGCACAAUCUCAGAACGCGACGUCUGCGGACCCCCAGCACGAGAGUCGGAACGGGUAUGGCAGGCGAUGGCCAUUACUUCAAGAAGAAUAUAAACGCUAUGGACGGCAGAUGAUUGUUUCUCAAGUUGGUUUGAAAGGUCAGCUCAAACUCCGAUCGGCAAAGGUCCUACUUGUUGGAGCCGGCGGGCUGGGAUGCCCAGCUGCGCAGUACCUUGCCGGAGCUGGUGUCGGCACCAUCGGGCUCAUUGAUGGGGAUACAGUCGAGGAAUCGAAUCUGCAUCGGCAGGUGCUACAUAAAACAAAGAAUGUGGGGAAGUACAAGGUGGACAGUGCGAUUGAAUCCUUGCGACAACUGAAUCCGCAUCCCACGUACAUCGCACACCGAACACAUCUCACACCGGAAGAAGCACCAACGGUCUUCCAGAACUAUGAUAUCAUUCUCGAUUGCACCGAUAACCCAGCGACGCGCUAUCUAAUCUCAGACACCGCAGUGUUGCUAGGAAAACCAUUGGUUUCUGCGUCCGCAUUGCGCACCGAGGGCCAGCUGAUGGUGUUGAACAACCCGCCGCGGGCACCGGGCGAUAAAGCUGGAGGUCCAUGCUAUCGGUGCGUGUUCCCAAAACCGCCACCGGCAGAUAGCGUGGUCAGUUGUGCGGACGGGGGUAUUUUGGGGCCAGUCGUUGGGACGAUGGGGGUCUUACAGGCUCUGGAGGCGAUCAAGGUCAUCACUGCGCCUGAUUUUGGUGGGGUACCAGAUCAUGGUAGCACGACCCGCCCACGCGAUCCUCCGUCCCUACAUAUCUUCUCAGCGUACUCGUCACCCCUUGUGCGCACGAUUCGUCUUCGUUCGCGCCGGGCGAAUUGUGCAGUUUGCUCUGCUGAGGCGACUGUCUCGCUUGACACGAUCAAAUCGGGGUCGACUGACUAUGUGUUUUUCUGUGGAUCUGCGAGUUCCCCCUCGCUGCUUGGUCCUGAGGAGCGUAUCUCUGCUUCGGAGUACAGUCAAAAAUACGGAACUGUUCCUUCUGGUUCGGCACCAAGUCACACGAUAAUAGACGUGCGUGACGAGGCCCAAUUUGGGAUUUGCAGUCUGGAGAACAGCAUAAAUGUUCCCAUUUCAAGUAUCCUAUCCUCGGGUAAUUCCUCUGCACAACCGCACUCCGAUAAUGGGCUGCAAAAUGCAGAGUUACCUUCAUGGUUGCCCUCUGAGCUUGCCGCGCCUAAUUCAACAAACCCAAUAUACGUCGUGUGUCGUCUCGGCAACGACUCGCAGAUUGCCGUCAAGAAAAUGAAAGAGCUAGGACUAGAUCAGAACGGAAAGAGAUUCAUCGGCGAUAUCCGCGGAGGACUACGAUCGUGGAAACAGCAGGUAGAUUCCGAUUGGCCCGAGUACUGA